AUGGUAUACAAUGAGGCGUCUAAAAAAUGGCAGCCACCACUUGGAACUGAUGGACAAAUCUCAAAGGUGGAAAUCAUGCAAAACAGCCAACGACCAUCUUUUCGAAUAGUAUCGGCGCGCGAGACCGAUGGAAAAUGGCUUUUAAAUUGCAAUAUACAUCACAAACUGAAGUAUCAUAGCGCGACGGCGACAUUCCAUCAAUGGCGUGAUGAGCAUCGGCAGGUUUAUGGACUCAAUUUCCAGUCGGAAUCCGAUGCGCGAACGUUUGUUUCCACGAUUGGACAGGCGAUAGAUUAUCUGACGCAUCAAGGCCUCAAUCAUCCUAACGAUUAUCAGCAGCCACAACCCGCCGACAACGUUUAUCAGGAUCCUCACCAACACAUUAUGCAUAUUCAAUCUGCACCUGCCUUCGAUCACAAUGCACACCACCAUGAUGAAAAUCAGAAUGCAAAUUUUAGGAAAAUUUCACAACACGCCAAUUCUAUAGCAUCAUCAUACCUUACGCAACAACAAAGGAGAGCAUCGCAGAGUUCUAAUACGAGCAGUGGAAAUGCUAUGUAUCAACAUCAUCAUCAUCAGGAACAGACGGAUUCAAGACAAGGCUGGAAUAAUGGACCAAUCCAAUCCAAUAACAUUCCUCCUGCGCCUUGCGCACCGCCACCAAUGGCGCCACCUUCUAAUUCCGUUCCACCUGCUCCACCUCCGCCACCCGGUGGAAUUCCUCCUGUUAAUUCCGGUGCACCUCCGCCCCCACCACCUCCGCCGCCAAAUUUGGGACUUGCCGCAAUGAAUAAAGGAACAAGUCUUGCCGAUCAGUUGAAGGCACGAGGUCAACAGCUGAAACCGAACGGCGGAUCUUCGAAACCCGCGCAAGAGCCGGAGAAACCAGCUGCACCAGCUGGAGCUGGCAAUUUGAUGUCAGAACUUGCUGCGCAUAUCAACAAACGUAAAAUGACGCAGGCCAAGGCGGAUGCUGUCGAUUCCAAGUCGAAUACGAGCAACGGAUCAUCGGAUAGCGGAUGUGGAACAGCAACAUCAACAAACGGAUUCUCCAAUGGAGGAUCGCUUGGAUCGGCGACCGCCAAGAAAUGGUCUGUGUCUGAAGCUAAACCCACCGAGAGUCCAAAAACUCAUAGAAAGUUACCUUCCGCUUCGUCACUAUUUUCACAAGAUGAUGGUCCAAAAACACCACUCGUUAAUGGAUCAGGAUCCACAAUAACCAACGAACUUUUGGACAGGUUCAGGGCUGAACUUAUGGUUGAAGUGCGUUUGGAAAUCAAUAAAGCCAAACAAGAAAUAAUCGAGGCGCUUCGUACCGAGAUCGCGAAAAAAUAA
Molecule: messenger RNA, 1335 nt
Organism: Caenorhabditis bovis
Lineage: Eukaryota; Metazoa; Nematoda; Chromadorea; Rhabditida; Rhabditidae
Source: the annotation of a GenBank genome assembly